Molecule: messenger RNA, 1659 nt
Organism: Priceomyces carsonii
Lineage: Eukaryota; Fungi; Ascomycota; Pichiomycetes; Serinales; Debaryomycetaceae
Exons: 1
Coding region: 1-1659 (552 amino acids)
Biological process (GO): amino acid transmembrane transport
Cellular component (GO): membrane
Molecular function (GO): L-amino acid transmembrane transporter activity
Source: RefSeq, a predicted model, not a curated record
AUGGAGAGUACGACACCCAGCAGAUCGUAUUCUAAAUUGUCGAAUGCUGUCGUCAGUGACAUCGAAUUAGAUUCAAACAGUUCCACUUCUAACCUAUUACCAUCAGAGGAACUACAUUUUGAAGACUUGAAUGGACACGUCUCAUAUUUAUUAGAUUUAAAGGAGUUGCCCCAGGGACGGCAUCUUGGUUUGUAUUCCACCAUAGUCUUGUUUGUAUCCAGAAUUUUGGGAUCAGGAAUAUUUUCCAUUUCAUCUGGUAUCUAUCAAGAUUGCGGUCAUUCGGGAGUCUUAUUUUUUUCGGCAUGGAUCAUAGGUGCUGUUGCAUCUUUUAGUGGUUUGUAUGUGUUUAUGGAGCUAGGGUCAAUAUUACCCAGAAAUGGUGGAACUAAGGUUUUUCUCGAAUUCAUAUAUGAGAAACCCAAGUAUUUGGCUAGCGUUGCGUUUCUGCUUUAUUCGCUCAUUUUUGGAUUCACGAUAUCAAACUGCUUAGUCUUUGGCGAAUAUUUUUUACAUUCCCUUGGAAUUGAAACAAGCGAUAAAAGAAGUAGGUAUACAGGUUUGGUAUUUCUCUACAUUGCUGCUUCAAUUCAUGGAUUAAGUGUAGGUCAUGGAAUUCACGUUCAAAACAUUAUGGGAGGAUUAAAGUUGUUAUUACUGUUAGUAAUGGUGGCUACUGGGAUCUAUUUAAUCGUUUUUCCUUCUACUGUUACCGGUAUUGAGUCUAACAUUCAUUUCGAUGACUUUUUUAAAGUGAAAAAAGACGCAUCUGUAUCAACGUUUGCUAGCGCAAUUAUAAAAUCAAGUUUUGCAUUUGGUGGAUGGAACUCUGUUCACACAGUCUCCAGUGAAAUUAAAGAUCCUAUCAGAACUUUGAAAAUUGCUGGUCCCGUAUCUUUAGCUAUAAUUACUGUGACAUACUUGAUUACGAACUGGGCAUAUUUGCUUGUUAUUCCUGAAAAAGAAUUGGCUAACAGUGGCAAACUUGUCGGAUCAAUAUUUUUUGAAAAAGUGUUUGGGUAUAGAAUUGGUAAACAGUUCUUGACAUUCGCAGUCGCAAUAUGUGCUGGGGGUAAUAUAUUUGUUGUAAUAUACACAAUAUCAAGAGUUAGUCAAGAAGUAUUCCGUGAAGGAUAUUUCCCAUUCUCGCGCUUCAUGGCAUCAAAUUGGCCAUUUGAUGCACCAUUACCUGUGCUAAUUUUGAGCUGCUUACUUACCACUGUUGUUAUUAUAUUUACUCCGGGUGGAGACAUAUACAAUUAUGUCAUAGCUCUAGAGGGAUAUCCACUUCAAUUUUUCAUAUGUUUAACUGCGGCAGGAAUCUUUAUUAUCAGAAAAAGAUAUCCAGAAUAUAGAGCUCCGAUUAGAACUACUUUAACAGGAGCUGCUUUGGUCAUUUUAAUUGGGCUCUAUCUAUUGAUUUCACCUCUCAUAACUAGCAGCAGCCCCAAUCCUAAGGGAACCGAAAGCUGGCCAUCUUACGCAAUAAUUGCAAUCAUCUGUUUAGCAUUUUGUGUUCUUUAUUGGGUUGUAAUGUUUAAACUUUUCCCAUGGUUACUUGGAUACAGUCUCAAACCAGAGGAAGACCAGCUUAGCGAUGGAUUAAGAAUGAGAAAAUGGGUUAAAGUAUAUAACAAUCUGCCUCAUUUAGAUGUCUCAUGA